UUCGAAAUUUGCUUUUUGAAACGUUGCCAUAUAGUAUGUAACUUUAUAAAGUACACGGUUUAGUCGGUUUUUAAAGUGUAUAUAAAAACAUUUGAAAUAUGUAUGCAAAUGAAUUAUAAUUAAAAAUUAAUGUUAUAUCAUUUAUGUGCAAUAUUUUGAUAGUGACUAUAAUAAAACAUGGUUUCUGUAAAACGAAAAAACUCAAUUAAGAACACAAAUAUCAAAAAGAACAAACCAUGUGAGAAAACACGUAAACAAAUACGUAAAGACAAAAGACAGGAAAAAAAAGCAAAAAAGGCAAUGUUUUAUCAAAAUAGAAAACAAAUUCUUGGUAGGUUUGUUUUAAAUCCUGAUAGGAUGAAAGAAAACGUAACAAAAUCACAAGAAAAUUAUGAUGAAUUACAUCAAAAUAAUAGCAAGCAUAAUGCCAAUGAGAAAUUAAAGAAGCAGAAGAAGAAAAGAAAGAGAGAUAUAAAAUCGAAUUUAACUAUUGAUAAUGAGAAUGAAGAUAAGAUGAUAAAACAAUUAGAAAAACGACUAAAGUUAAAUAAACGGAAAAGCAAUACAAUUCCUAAAUCUUUUGUUAACGAUGGUUUAGAUUAUCUUUUAGAUUUUUGUGAUAAUGAAAAUAGAAAACAGGUAGUCGAAAUGGAAGAGCAGUUAUUGAGAGGUGAAGGAGAUAAAGAUCUUGAAGAAGAUAUUGCAAUGUUUAUGGAAAAUGAUGAUACAAAAUAUACUAAAAAUCAUGAUACAAAUGAUUGGUCCAAUGAUGAGCAGCAUGAAACUCAAAUAAUGUUAAAUAAAGACAAAUUCAAAAAAAAAAAGCAGGAUGAAAUGAUAGAUUCAAUAAAGGAAAGUGAUGAGGAAGAUGAAACAAAUCUGUUAUCAGAUAAAAGUAUAAAUGAUAUUGAAACAGAUAUUUCACAGGAGUCUUCUGACAGUGACAAUCUAUGGGAAGAUAUUUAUGGUCGAACGAGAGAUAAAAAAGGUAAUAUUGUAAACAAUAUAUCAUCUGUAAUACAAAGGAAACCAUUAGAAGCUAUGCAGGAUAAUGAUGAAAAACGAUGUAGACUGAAGAAACAACUGAAAGGUCUUUUAAAUAGAUUAGCAGAAAGUAACAUGCAUAUUAUAGCCAAUCAGGUGGAUGAGUUAUAUAUGUGUAAUAGUCGUAAUGAUAUGAACACCAUUUUAUCAGAAUUAAUAAUGCAAGCCUUGAUUUCGCCAGUAUUAACUCCAGAUCGUUUAAUUUGUGAGCAUAUGAUGUUAAUUACAAUUUUACAUGCAAAUGUAGGGACUGAAGUAGGUGCUCAUUUCUUAUUAACAUUUAGUAAAAAGUUUGAUGAAAUGUUAAAAGUACAGCACACUGUAGAAGACAAACAAUUGGAUAACUUAGUUUUAUUAUUAUCGCAUUUAUAUAAUUUUAAGGUUUAUAACCAUCAACUUCUUUAUCAAAUAUUAGACAUGCUUUCCUCUAAAUUUGAGGAAAAAGAAAUUGAGUUGAUAUUACUUAUUUUGAAAACUGCAGGUUUUCCAUUAAGAAAGGAUGAUCCACUUGCAUUAAAAGAACUUAUAUUAAAUUUGCAAAAAGUAGCAAGUAAUAUUAAAUCUGACAAUUCACGAGUGAAAUUUAUGUUAGACAUUUUAAUGGCGAUAAAAAAUAAUAAUGUAAGCAAGAUACCUCAAUAUGAUCCAUCUCAUACAGAGCAUUUAAAAAAGCUUAUGAAGAGUUUCAUACACAAGGGUAAAAGUAUAGUGAAGUUAAAUAUUUCUUUGGAAGAUUUAUUAAAAGCUGAUGAAAGAGGAAAGUGGUGGGUAAUAGGAUGUGCAUGGUCUGGUAAUAGAAAUUUGGAUAAAGGAAAAAAGGUUAUGGAAGAAAACAAAGCAAUGUUCAGUCAAAAUAUUCUUGAUUUAGCACGAAAACAAAGAAUGAAUACGGAUAUUAGAAGAAAUAUUUUUUGUAUUUUAAUGACAGCAGAAGAUUACUUAGAUGCCUUUGAAAAACUUUCUCAUCUUGGCUUAACAGAUCAACAAGAAAGAGAAAUAAUAUAUGUUUUAAUGGACUGUUGUCUGCAAGAAAAGAAAUUUAAUCCUUAUUAUGCCGUAUUAGCAGAAAGAUUCUGUGUUUGUGACAGGAAAUAUCAGUUGACCAUACAGUAUAUGUUGUGGGACAAAUUUAAAAUAUUGGAUAAUUACGAUGUAAGACAGUUAGCAAACUUAGCCAAGUUUUUAACUCACUUAUUUAUUCAGAGAUCUUUAUCUAUUUCAAUUUUAAAGAUUUUGAAUUUUGCUGAAUUGAACAAACAAACGAUGAAACUUGUGAGGCAGAUUAUGAUAGGUAUUUUUCUUUGCAAGAAUGAAGAAGACUGUCUACAAGUAUUUGAAAGGAUAUCUUCAUCUCCUUUAUUACAAACUUUUAGAGAAAGUCUUAGACUCUUUAUAAAUCAUUUCCUUAUUCGUAAUAUUGAAUCGUGUAAAGUAAUGGAAGUAGAAGGUACACUUAUAAAACAACGAGCUUAUCAAGUUGAAAAACUAUUGGUUAAUCGCGAAUGUAAAAUAUUAUUUUAAGGAUUUUUAUAAAUAAUCAUAAUAAUUAGUGUAUAUGUAAAUAAUUAAAAUUGUUAUAAAAAUAAUAAGUCCGAAUUUUACAUCCUGAAA
Molecule: messenger RNA, 2655 nt
Organism: Vespa velutina
Lineage: Eukaryota; Metazoa; Arthropoda; Insecta; Hymenoptera; Vespidae
Product: nucleolar MIF4G domain-containing protein 1 homolog
Exons: 9
Coding region: 178-2565 (795 amino acids)
Biological process (GO): ribosomal small subunit biogenesis
Cellular component (GO): nucleolus
Molecular function (GO): RNA binding; protein binding
Source: RefSeq, a predicted model, not a curated record